GAUAGGCUUGCCCCUUCAGUGGCCUCACAGGAUACCCUUAAGGCGGCCUCUUUUCGCAGAGUCGCUCCAAGAGCAGGCAGGUGUAGCUCAAGUUUUGGGACUCGGUCGCACCUAGUAACGCCUGACUUAUAAAUCUGUAAGCCUUACAACACCAAGCCUGUGCUCCACAGAAUGCCAGCAGACAUAAUGACCAGUGAGGCAGCAGUUGAUAGGCUUGGGCAGCAGAGCUUGGCAGCGCCAGGAGACGACGACUCCCUGUCCUCGCUGUCCGACAACCUGUCUAUUUGGAUCGACGGCGAAGAGCACUGGAUAUCCGGCGUAGACGCCGGCACCACCUGUGCAGAUCUAAUCUGCGCGUUGAUCAGCUACCAACGCGUACAACAAGAUGCGUUUCCUGAGGAAGGCGGUCUCGCUGUUCAUCUGAGGCCAGAGCCCAGCCAAAAACAUCUCGCCCAGAGUCCACAGGAGUUUGCUAUCGUGCAAAAACAGCGGCACUACGAGGAGUACUUAGACGGUAGUGCCAGGCUCUUUGAUGUAAUCACCAGCCGUCACGCAUUACCGAAGGAGGAUUACCAACUUGAGCUUCGCCAUUUGGCCUCUUCGGCCCGCAAGCACACGCCGACAACGGAUAAGGACAGUGGGAUGGGCAGUCCAGUGGACAGUUCGCGGAACAUGCGCUUCCGUCGGCGGGGCCGGCACAAGGUGCUGCCGUCUACUAAGAUCGCGGAAAACACCAACAUUAAGCAUCCAAAGAAGAGCCGGAAACUACAGCAGAGGAACCACCAUUUGACCCCGAACGAGAGUCUGCUGAACAUUAUCCUGGCCCAAGAUGAGACCAUACUCCACCAGAUGUCCAUGUUGCAUGAGAAGGACAGACAGAUUCUGAAAAUCGAGGAGGAGAAGCACCGGGUGCGGGAACGAGAGUUGGGUAAAAACUACCUGCUUGAGACAUAUCUGAAGGACUUGGACGAGCCCCAGGAAAACGGGUCAGGCCUUGAAGACUUCGAAGAGGAAACACAUAGAUUACACGAGAAUGAAAAGGACUACCGAACGCCAAACGAUGGAGACACUUUCAACGACGAGAUUUGCCUUUACUGGCUGGAAAAAAUUCACGCGCUAAACAAGCUACUGCAGCGGGAGGAGGAGCUGUUGCUCAGCAUGCACGCCAAGGUGCGUAGGCACCAGGUGAAGCAGGCCUACCAAACGAAGAGCGAAGUGCUACUGCAAAUCGAUAGACUCGAUACAGAGCUAGCGGCUCAGGUGGCGGAUAUCCACCGAGUGGAACGGAAGCUUUUCACGGCCAAUGAACAGCUAAAAGCGAAGCUGGGUGUGCUCGAAUGUUUGGGUCGCGAAUUCGAGACAACGGUAUCUGGAGGCGAUCUAGGAUGCGCUGCCGCGGUUGAAAGCGAAGAAACUGAAGAAGUACAACAAAGCCCACCAGAUGAUCUCCACCACUCUAUGAAGCGGACGCCAAUUUUAAUGGGCCACCCCAAUUGCCGCGCGACGCAACAAGAACUGGUGGACAGGAACCUGAAGGAUCGACUUGUGACCGACAAGGGAUUAUCAAAGCAAAUGUUCAACGUGAUCAGAUCCCCAGAUCCUCCUACCUCAACCGUCCUUCGGAGAAAAUUUUGUUCCGCAGAAACACAUUCGGAGGUUUCGAAAACGGACAUCCAACACCUGGGCACCCUCGUGUAAAUUUCGCGAGAAACCAUAUCAUUCAAGUAUCUCGAUAAACGUAUUUGAACAUCUGUACCAAAUUUUUGCCAACUUACCAAAUAGAGAUUUCAUUCUUUGUUUAUGUUUAA
This is a messenger RNA of Drosophila biarmipes, 1808 nucleotides long. RefSeq names its product ras association domain-containing protein 10. NCBI's taxonomy places the organism in Eukaryota, Metazoa, Arthropoda, Insecta, Diptera, Drosophilidae. The record is from RefSeq and is a predicted model, not a curated record. The coding region runs from base 172 to 1698 and encodes 508 amino acids. The transcript has 6 exons.